Messenger RNA from Oncorhynchus gorbuscha (pink salmon), 1909 nucleotides. It is a transcript of the gene sigirr, whose product is annotated as single immunoglobulin and toll-interleukin 1 receptor (TIR) domain. The transcript has 9 exons. The coding region runs from base 319 to 1638 and encodes 439 amino acids. The record is from RefSeq and is a predicted model, not a curated record. NCBI's taxonomy places the organism in Eukaryota, Metazoa, Chordata, Actinopteri, Salmoniformes, Salmonidae. Gene Ontology annotation, biological process: signal transduction.
GUAUGACUCUUUUAUUUUAAAAACCCUGUUCCUUUUAAGCAUGUUGGGAGGACUUUCGCGACCAGUAGACUAAGCAGAUAGCCUACUACUGAAAGUUAACUUGAACAGGUGAGACGUCACGUGACCACCCGUACACAGAAGUCAUUCAAGCAGUUGAAACGAGUCAUGCCUUGGGAGUUAUUAUUUUUUAUUUAACUAUAAUUCCUAAUGUGUUAUCCCCUAGGGCUGGGUGAUACGAUAUAAUCCUAGGGCCAUAGCGUGUGCCUUGCGAUUGAACACUCGGAAUAAGAAGGAAAGAGAACGAUUUUACCUUACAAAAUGACUUCGAACCAGUUGGCUUUCAUUCUGACAUGUACUUUAUGGAACAGGAUAUCGGUGUGUGCUGGAGAAUCCCUGUGCACCCAAGCCCCAGAGUUUCAGUUGCCCAGUGGAGGGCAGUCUGAGGUGUGGGAGACCCUGGGUUCCUUUGUGGCUCUGAACUGUACAGCCGUGCUGUCCUGGAACCAGACGGACCAACGGUGUGACGCUACCUCCCGGACUCUGCUCUGGAGCAAAGAUGGGACCCCUCUCAACCUCAGCCUUUACCCACAGAACACAUUCACCUGGACUCCCAGCCAAUCCCAAAUGAUUGUGAGCAGUGUGCUGCAGGUCCAGGUUAGAGAGCAGGCUGACUUUGGCCUCUACUCCUGUGAGGUGAGGAACACCUCUGCUGACUUCAGCCUGCAGAAUACCGCCCAGCCCAGCCACACAGCAUCAGUGAUAGCAGCCAUCAGUCUCUUCCUGAUCCUGACUACAGCUGCUGUUGUCUACUCCAGGUGUCGUCUCAAUAUCAAACUCUGGUACAGGAACUCCUAUGGAGACUAUGAGAUCAAUGAUGGGAAGCUGUAUGAUGCCUACUUCUCCUAUGUCAACAACGAAUACGACAGAAAGUUGGUCAACUUCAUCCUCAAACCUCACCUGGUGAACAAAUCUGGACAUAAGCUACACCUCAGUGAUAACAACAUCCUACCUGGGGGUGAGCCGUCUGCUGAGUUCCUGAUGAACGUUAGUCACUGUCGGCGCCUCAUUGUAGUGAUGUCACACGCCUACCUAGAACAGGACUGGUGCUGUAACAACUUUAGACAGGGCCUUCUGCACCUGCUGGAGCUGUCCCAGAGGCCCAUCAUCAUCAUCACAUUGGAGGGUCAGGUCAAACUCAUGAGACCAGAUGUGGUCCAGCAAAUCAGAGAACACCAACACAAACUCACCUUGCUCACCUGGUCGGGAUCACACUCCAUGCUGCCUUCGUCAGUGUUCUGGAAGGAGUUGGCCCUGGCCAUGCCUCAUAGGGUUGUGUUCCACAGCGACACGGCAGGGGACCCCCAGACCCUCUUCCAAGACGAUAAGGACCCCAUGCUCACCCUCAACCCAGACUACCUGGACUGUCGCCCUGACCCUGACCCUGUUGGAGACCUGGGCCUUCCUCUCCCAAUCUACAAGGCACUGGCAUCCAGAGCCCCUGUGCUGCCUAUGUUCCCCUCGGUCCCUGCAUCCCUGACUGAGCCCAAAAUCUCAGAUAUAGAUGUAUCGGACCUGGGAUCGCGCAACUACGGAGCUCGCAAUGACUUCUACUGCCUGGUUACAGAGGACAACAUCUAAGACUGUAUAGCUUCUGAAGAAAAAACAGAGAACAAGAUCUCCGACUUCUACUCUUCACUCUUCACUUCAAUCUGAAUGUAAAACAGGUUCUCUCACCAACACUAUCUACAACUUCCUGGUGUAUGUUUCCAUAUUCAAGCAAGUGUUACAUUUAUUUUAAAUUUUUUUUUUAAGUGAAUAAUUUUGAUCUUUUGGAAUGAGUUUGAUUUGAUCAGUUUAUUGAGUUUAUUAUUGAUUAUUUAUUAUUUUAUUUGACACCUUUCACAUAUAC